ACAACACUCUUGCGCCGACGCGCCGCUUUAUAUUCAUUCACUUUGUAACUUUGUUUAUACUCGUCCAGUGUUUUAAACCAGUGAAUCAGACAAAUAUAUCUGCUACCGGAUCGUUUAAGCUAGGAUUUUGAUGACAAUUAGGUGCUUUGCUUUUGAGACACAAUCUUCAUAAGUUGGUCAAAAUUUAUAUUACCAGUACGGGGUUUUUCGGCGGUUUCUAUUCGGAUAACGGGUGAUAUUAUCAAACAAUUUUAUUGUGGUUAUAACCAAGAUGCGUGGUGGUCAAACUGAGGAUAGCUGAUCGCGGUGGACGGAGAAGGAGGGAGUCAGCGAGGAAGUUCGACGAGCGGCUCGACGGGCAGGUUCGACGAGCAGUUCGGCGAGCAGUUGGAGCAACAGGAGUGGAACGUGCUACAUAGUUAUCAGUCCACCGCCACGCAUUCAUGUAGUGUUUGUAAAAAAUAGAUGCGAUCCCGUUGUCGUUGAAGUGAUGCCGGCCGAGGAGGACCCCGCGGCGAUGGAGUGUCGGGAGCCGGUCGACUCACCGCAGCAGUUCUGCUUGCGGUGGAACAACUACCAGAGCAACUUGACCAGCAGCUUUGACCAACUUUUGCAAACUCAAUCUUUCGUGGAUGUGACUCUAUCUUGCGAUGGACAAAGUUUGAAAGCACACAAAGUGGUUCUGUCGGCAUGCAGCCCUUACUUUCAGUCAUUGUUUAUGGACAAUCCCUGCCAGCAUCCGAUCAUAAUAAUGCGUGAUACAAAAUAUUGCGACCUGAAAGCUGCUGUGGAUUUUAUGUACCGGGGCGAGAUCAACGUGUCCCAGGAGCAGAUCCCGGCGCUGCUGAAAGUGGCGGAGUCCCUUAAGAUCCGCGGCCUGACGGACGUGAGCGGCGACCACGCCGUGGUGCAGCCGGGCACGCGCAGCGCCAAGCGGCCGGACCGGAGCCGGGAGGCGGACUCGCCGCCCAAGUCGCGGCGCCGCAUGUCCGAGGACCGCGCCAGCGGGGGCUCGAGCCGGGCGCCGCCGCCGACGCCCAGCCCCACGCCCGCCGCCGACCUGCUGCCGCCGGCCGAGCCCACCAGCGCCGCGCCCGUGCUGCCGCCGCUGCACCCCGACGACGUGGACAUUCGCCCCGGCAUCGCCGAGAUGAUCCGCGAGGAGGAGCGGGCCAAGAUGAUUGAAAACUCUCAGGCCUGGCUUGGAGCAUCCACAUCGGCAGCCAUUGCUGAUAGCUACCAAUACCAACUCCAGUCGAUGUGGCAAAAGUGCUGGAACACGCAGACGCUGGUGCACAACCUGAGAUUCCGAGAGCGCGGCCCGCUCAAGUCCUGGAGACCGGAGACAAUGGCCGAGGCCAUCUUCUCCGUGCUGAAGGAAGGACUGUCCUUGUCUCAGGCAGCUCGAAAAUACGAUAUACCCUACCCGACGUUCGUGUUGUACGCGAACCGAGUGCACAACAUGCUCGGCCCCAGCGCUGACGGCGGUGCAGAUUUAAGACCAAAAGGGAGGGGGCGGCCGCAAAGGAUCUUACUGGGCGUUUGGCCUGACGAGCACAUUCGCGGCGUUAUUCGCGCAGUAGUGUUCAGAGACACCCACGCGCCCUGCGCCACUCAGGCCACAAACCUUAAAGAGAUCGAACUGCCGGGCUACCCUGCCAUCGCACCGGACGGAGUUGCCGUUCAAAACGCUUACAUCGGGUGUGGCAACGGGCGCGAGGGCCGCAUGUCACCCAACGCCGCCGCCGCCGCCGCUGUGGCCGCCGUGGCGCACGGCCUGCGCCGACAGAUGUGCAACAUGGUGGCGGGCCAGCGGCCCCCGGACCACCCGCCGCACCUGGGCCCGCCCAUGCAGAGCUCGCCGCAGCUCACCUCGCCGCUCUCCACCGGCCUGGAGUCCCCGCUGUGCUCGCCCCCGCCGCCCGGCCACGCGCUCGAGCCCGCCAAGCACACCGACCCGUUCCGCCCCUUCGCCUCGCCGACUGAUAGCCGCUACAGCGACCGCGACACUUCUUCCGACAUAACUCUGAUGGGUCCGCCGAAGAACGGCCAGGGCCACGUGAGGAAGGGCUCCGGCCAGGGGUCGUCGCCCUCCGAGCUGGACGCGGCGGACGGGCGCGCGGACAUCUGAAGCGAGGCCGCGGGCAUGGCGCCGAUGCUGCCGCCCAUGGGUCUGCCGCCGCCGCCGAUACCGAUGCCCGCUUAUAAGUAUUUCGUGCCGAACGGAAACAGCUCCACCUAUUAUUAAAUCCUUACGACGCGAGGUUCCUGACAUCUACAGAGCACAGUUAAUUCAGACACGCACAACAGUGUCUGGAGUAGCUGAAGUUAUCCCUGAGCUCUGUGAACCUCGCCUGAUGCAUGUGUCUCUCUUUCAAAUUAGCCGAUAUAAUCGAAGAUAUUAUGUUUAUCACCGCAGUACAGUCAGCAUCAAUAACAAUGGUAAGUUCGGAUUUAUUGCAUUUACACAAAAAGCUUGAAAGCACGUGUUAUGGUGCUGACUGUGGAUUUGAGUUCAAUUAUUAAACUGUUUGAGAAGGAAAGUUUCCGAAGCAGCGUUAAUACGGUUCGAAAAAGACUUUUUUCUUCUUUGCAAAAGUAAACGAGUACCUAAUGCUGUAACGUAUUUUUAUUGAGAAGUAUAUUAUGUUUUAUGCGGGACAGUUGAAACUGCGGUGAAUAUUAGCAUACAAAAUAUUGACGGUAUUAAAUGUGUGCGACACGGCGGUGUCGUUUAGUUUUUAUACCGUCAGGCGUAUUGAUGCGACCAGCCGCAAGAUGCCAAAAUCUUGCGAUUCCAAAGGAUGUAGUAUGGGAUUGCUAUCAAAGAUAAGUUUGUGACGUGUGUGUCGGUAUGAGAAGACAUUGAGGUUCGUUGCGCCCGUUGCACAUUCCAAGGUGUUGUGGAGCUGUUACCACUGAGAGCUUAGAGACGAUCACGUGACGGGCUCAACACGGGUCAACUUGUUUUAAUCAAUAUUUCAAAUCGGCAUUAAUUUACGAUCAUAUUUAAUAAAUUAUUGUGGACUCGCUGUGCAAUACAAUGCUUUGUUAUUAGUUGACUUUUGUAACAUUAUGGAUUUAUUAUAAUUUGUAUCAUUAUGUAUUGUGUUCCAUUGAUAUAAUUUUAAGUUUUUCUCUGAUAUUCUUGGAUGGGGUCGGGUGCUUGGCCACUCAGUGUGCCAGCAUGUACCGCUCCCCGACACUAUUAUUAUCUAAUCUUAUGUAGAACUUCGAAAUACGUGUAAGCUUAACUAAUACAUUACAAUCUAGAUCCAUCUGUGAACGUAGGGUUUAUCAAAAUUUAAAAAAAAGUAUAUUAUAUAUACAUAUAUAUGUAUACAUAUAUAUUCGGCCCGAUUCAAAAGACUGUUCGGUAUACCUAUUCAUUAUAACUCAGCAAACAUAUUUAAGAAAUGAAAAAAAAAAUGGAUUAGUGUUAGAUGUAAUCUUUUAAAGUAUAGAUAUCCUAUAGUUUCAUGUCAGGUUGAUGUCAAUUUUUCUAGUAGCCGUUAUAUUGUGUGUUGUCGCUUGCGGGAUUCCGCACCCAAGCUCAUGUUCACUGUUCGUGCAGCGAUUCACAUACAUGUAGAAUUAGUGACCGCCAAAUGUAAUUUAGAUGUAUCGAUAGUCAGUAGUGAUUGUUCCAAAUGUUAGGCUAAAUUAGGCGUUCGCGACGGUGCCCACUUCUAAUUGUUAACUCUUUUUUUCUAGACAUGAACACCAAAAUCAGAGCUGUCAAUAUUAAACACCCCAGAGUUUGACUUCUGGUUAAAUAUUUAUGGCUCUGAGUGUACCUUUCGUUAGUGUGGCAACAUUUGUUAUAGACUGUGGAUUUCAAAAUGUACUAAAAAUCUACAAACAUUUUGAAAAUUUCGAUACCUAUUAUUGACGAAAUUGAUGAAGUCACAAUUUUCCGAUUUUCCAUCCAUGACAGCUUUCAAAAAACGACUCGUCAGCUUAACUCACAAUAUGUUACAAAAUAUGUUGCCACAUGAUAACAGUAGUCUCUUUUCAUUUUAUUAGAAGUAAUAAAUAAAAGUAAUAGAAGAUUUAGUUACAUUAUUGAGAUUGUUUAUAAAGCUUAUCGAUACAAAUAGUAUUACUUACUUAAGAUGAUAAUAUUAUUUUAUUUAAGUGGAGCUUACGGAUACAGAUGGUUUUACUUUAUGUAAGUUUGCGGUAGCGCAAGUUUCACACCUCUACUAUUUUAGUAUAAGUUCGACUUCGAAAACUGGGAAGUACCAAUUUGACUGAGUAACGGUGAAGGAAAACAUCGUGAGGAAACCUGGACUUUAACAGUCUGAAAUCACCAAUGCACAGUGAUGUAGCUUGGUGGUACAGUUCGUUCCUAUCUAUUUAAGACAGACUUUCUUAUGGAAUCAAAUAAUCUAUAGAAUAUUUUUUCUUCUCGCUGCACUUAUUUAUGAAGACAUCUGUUUCGAUAUUAUCCUGUAUAAACUCACUUUUCCGAAGCUUCAUGUAUCUUUUGUUGAUAUGCGUUAACUGACAGAAGCGUGGCCCGCCGCAUUAGUUUUAGAUGCACUGAAAUCGCCAAGUACUGAAUGUUCAUCAUUCAUUUGUCUGCUAUACUAUCUACGCAUAGUUAGUGUUAUACAUUUCAAUUUACUUAGAUUAGCUAUGUAACUACUCGUAGCGAUCUGAUUCAGUGUUAUUCGACGCUACAGAACUCUCGACAUCGCGGUGCCACUGCGCCGUGGAAUCGGGCGUUUCACCGUCGCUAGGACUUUAAGGUGUAUAUGUACAAAUUUGUUUUACCAACAACUACUUCCCUGGACGCAUAGUUUCGUUUCAUAGUUUGGAUAAAAAAAAACUAGUGUGACCUUCUUGCCGCAGGGGUAUCCACGAUUUAGAUAUUGUUGGCGGAAAUUGUUGGCGUUCACGUUUUCACUUGUCGCGUUGUGGGAAGGCUGGGCGGCGAGAGACGCACGCGCCGGGCGCGGCCCGCGCGUCUUCCGCGCGGCUCGGCGAGGACUCGUCGCAGAACAUGGUGACCAUGUUGUAUAUUUAGUCUCCAAGUGGCCUUGAUACUUCAUUAUUAUUUUGGUAUUUGGAAUAUCCGGUUCGGUUAAAGUUUGGAACUAGAGUAUAAAAAAAGACCAAAUUAUUAAAAUUGAGUGAAAAAUUAUUACAUCUGCAAUUCAGAUUAAUGUUGAAACUAUUUGGCUGUCCUUUUGGAAAUAAAUUUAAUCUAGGAAAAAAAUUAAAAAUUAUAUACUGGGCCUAUAACGUUUCGGACGAAUUGCGUAGAUUUUGGUAAAUUUUACUACGCAUAUUUUCUAUUGUGUAAGUCUAGGCUAAUGUGUUCAAAAAAAUAAAUUUAAAUUUAAAUUUUUUGAAAGUAGAAAGUGCCUUCCAAAUUUUUGACCACAGUAAGUGUUGGGGGGGGGAUGCGGCGAUGAGGGGCUGGAGGCGGCGGGCGGCGGCUGCGGGCGACGCGUGCGCACGCCGUGACGUCACCACGAGCGCGCUCUGUCGCCGCCGCCCGCCUCUAGAACGUGCUUAACUAUAAAAAAGUUAGAAUAAAUAAAAAUUCAAAAUUAUUAUAUAAAAGAUAAAUACAUAUGACUAUUAUAUAGAAAAAAAUAUACAUAAAAUUAUAUAUUUGGCCGAUGUGGUAAUACCCUGACAGGCAAGCGUUAGCGGACUAUUCGGUGUCAAAAUUAUUGCUAUUUCUUUAUAAACGAUGACGAAAAUCCAUUGAGUAAACAAUGCAGACUUGCAAGUGCCAUUUGUUUUGAACUGAAUCACUUAUGGUUCAUAUUAUUUUGUAUCACAAUGUGGAUUUUGUAGUUAUAAUUAAUCAUUAAUUUAUUAUAUUGGAAAAAGUAUACAUUUCGGAUUACAUAAAUAAGUACCUAUGUGUUAUUUUCGUGAUAGAUAAGUAAAAAACACUUGUAGUAAUAUAAUAUACACCUACAGAGGCGGUUUUGGUUGGUUUGUAAUUUAUAUGAAUAGAUGUUAAUUUAUGAUUUUUAUAUUAAUCGUUACUGGCGACCAUUACAAUGUGUUAUGCUGCAUGACAAACUUUAACUUUUUGUGAUAUAUAUUAUUUUAAAGGACGAUAUAGUAUACCGAUAUAAUUGCUCUUUUGGAUUAAUUAUUCUGAGUAUUUAUUUCAUUUAGCGCAACAGCCGCCGUUGGGCUCAAAUUAUUGACGUUACUCUUGUAGCAUGUUUGUCCAUUAUAACCAAAAAUAUUUUAGAUACUGUAACAAUUCCAGUGUUGAAUGUGCGACUGUUUAGUUAUUAAGAAACGUUGUCGUUUAGGUAUCUAAAUGUAUCGGAACCUAAGUUUAUCUUGCUUUCAUAUCAGAAAAUACAGUGCUUUGAAUUUGAACAGCAGUAAGCCCAAUUGGAUUUGUCACUCCAAUAUUAAAUAUGGAUUAAAUAUUAAUUUAAUCGUCAGCGUCAUGAAUUUUAUACAUUUUCUCUAGUAUAAAGGUACAGUUAUAUUUUUAAGUAGUUGCUGAUUUAUUUGUUUUUUUAUUUAUUGAACAAAUAACACUCGAUGUAAAUUGAUGAUUGCUUUUUAUUGGGAUGACAAACCCGAUCAAACAAUAUAAACAAAUAUAAUUUAUAAAUAUGUAUUUUAAUUUGAUUACAAUAUACCAAUGAAAUCAGACGUUUAAUAAAUUGAUUCGUUUGCUGCAUCCAUAGUUAUUGGACUUCACAUCGUUUUAACGUUAUUUGAACCUACGUUUUAUUUCAUACAUUUUUCAGAUGCUGCGUUUGAACGCGCGUCUUAUUUUCAGUUACUGUUAUGAUAAUUUUUAUUACAUUUUCGCUACUGUGUGUUCCUGAUUAUGGUGUAACCUUGUUUGUAUGUAGGUGAACACGUAAUUAUAAUAACAUUAAGUACCUACUGUUUAGGCCUGUGCCACGACACUGUAUAACCUUAGAUCUUGGUAGAGUAAUCGUCUCAAGCCCAUGUUUAUUUUCUUGUUGUUUUGUUAUUUUACAACUGGCUAGUAACACACCCGUGGUACCAGCUAGUUUAUUUCUUACUGAUUACUUUACUUGUUGAAAUAUUUUCAGUAAUUAAGUAUUUAUAUAAUAUUUUAUUACUUAUUAACUGUCGAUUUUGUAAAUGAAUUGUUUUUAUACUUAUUUUCGUUGUUAAUUUUUCUUUGCUUUAAACGGUAUUUUGUUAAAAUUUCGCUUCUAUUUUCAUAGAAAAUAACUUGGCUUGAAGAGCGAGUAUUCUAAGUAAACCUAUGUGGCACAGCAAUAUCGAUACAUUCAGUGUUUAUCUUAAGUACAAUUUGUGCAAAUUGGUGUAAUCUUUUAAUCAAAGCUGUUUACAAAAUAUUCGUGUAGUCAAUAAUCUGAUUGAACACAAUUCUUUAGUGGCCGUUAAUCUGAAUAAAUUAAAUGUAGUAUAUCUGUCUCAAUUAAAUUCAUUAAUUUAAGUUUGUUAUUGUCACAGUGUACCGUUGUCUGAAUAAAUAAUAUAACAUGAAAAUAGAGCAAA
Messenger RNA from Helicoverpa zea (corn earworm), 7494 nucleotides. Its product is annotated as protein bric-a-brac 1-like. Gene Ontology annotation, molecular function: protein binding; DNA binding. The record is from RefSeq and is a predicted model, not a curated record. Gene Ontology annotation, cellular component: nucleus. Gene Ontology annotation, biological process: regulation of transcription by RNA polymerase II. The coding region runs from base 491 to 2131 and encodes 546 amino acids. NCBI's taxonomy places the organism in Eukaryota, Metazoa, Arthropoda, Insecta, Lepidoptera, Noctuidae. The transcript has 9 exons.